AUGUCGCCCGAUGAGCGUAGCCGAGGCAAAUCUGAUGCAAAGAGGGACAGUGAAGAGAACUCGUCUACAUCAACAUCCUUCACAUUAAUGUCUCAGAUAGUAGGGGCCUCGCUUUUGUCUAUUGCAUACAUCUUCUCAAGGAUUGGUUUCACCUUAACGUUCUUCAUUAUACCUAUUUCGCUGGGGAUCUCUUUGUAUCUCAUUCUUGGAUAUAUAGAGGCUUGCUACCUUACGCGGUCUUACUCCUAUCGGGCACUAACCCAAAAGGUUAUUGGGCCAAAGUUCGCAUACACUCUAGAUGCAAUGCUUAUAGUUCUCUACUUUGGCUUUCUUACGAGCUACAUCAUCAUUGCUAGCCAAUCAGUUAUUGGGAUUCUGCAGUCGUUCCUUCCUUCGUUCGACUCACACAAGUGGAUACCAUACGUGAUAAAAGCCGGCGUCUCCUUCCUCAUCAUCCUUCCUCUUUCUCUCCUCAAGUCCACGAAGGUGCUUUCUGCCAUAGCGUCUGUCUCCAUCUUCUUUGCGAUGGGCAUGGCCGUCACCAUCCCUGUAUACUACUUCAUCUCCCUCGGACGCAACGGGCAGGUCUGCCCUCGCUUUCCUUCGGCAAAGCCGACCGACGGCAGCACGGCAGGGGGCUUCUUCCGCCCUGCGGUCCCCUGGUGGCCGUCCCCGAGCAAGGGGUUGGGGCUCGGGUCCCUGCCCAUGGGGUUCCUGUUCUUCUUCAGCUACAUACCCAUGCUUCAAGGAAACUACACAGCACAGCUUGUAACCCCACCAAUGCUAAGCAUGUUAAAAGGCCCUCUUUACCUUCGCAUGCGUGUGCUAAAGUUGUCUAUAAUUAUUGCCAUGUCUUUGUGCACAGUUCUAUAUUGUCUGGUGGGAUUUUUUGGUGCGCUAAUCUUUGGGAAGACUAUAGAUUCAAACGUUUUGAAGUCAUUUGACAUUUGCAGUGAUUAUUGGAUUGUGGUGAUCAAGAUUCUUUACGCAUUAGUUGUUUGUGUGGCCUAUCCCCUAGUUUUGUAUCCUCUAAAGCUCUCGAUAUUUUCCUACAUUAAGAUUGAUAAGGACAUCGAGCCCAAGCGUUGGUACGGCAUCUUUGCAGGCUUAACUCUUGCGUUUGUCAUCUUCGGGUUCGGUGUAGCGUUAGUUUACGAAAAUAUUGCCGCCAUAUUUGGACUUUUAGGGUCUAUCUGUGGCGGCAUCUUAUAUUUCGGGGUCCCCAUUUGGGUAUAUUACAAGCUCCCCAUUCUUCGCGUAGAGUCAAAAAACGAUGUCGGUCAGGAGUUUCGCGAAGCUGCUGAUGAAAAUGGCGUUAUUGAGACAGAGGCUGUUGGGACUUCUUUGAUGGCCCUUAUGCUGCCAGGAGACGUCAAGGAUGCCAUAACCAGGGCAAGAUCUAUCAGUACAGCCGCACCAGUGGAUGUGAAUGCGGUGGAGGUCACCGUCAAUCGCUCCCGCGGGGUUUCUGUUAUGCGCACGGGAUCUCUCAUUGGUUUCAUGCGUGGGAGGACGCUCUCCAGCGCCGCCACAAACUUCGAGGCGGCACGAGGUUCGACUCUGCCUCCUCUUACAACAGUUGACACGGGGGCUCCAUUGACGGGUGGUCGCGACAGGACCUCGUCUUUCAUCGUCAACAUCUCGGCUCCCAAAGCCAGCUCCCGCCGAGCGAGUAUGGUCACAAAAAGCAGGAACAACAGUUCACUGGUCAAUUCACGCUUCCGAGGCUCGACCAGUCAGACACCGCAUGACAUCGAUAGCAUAGACGGCAAGUACGAUGACACACCAAAUCUCCCCCAGAACGAUGAACUUCGCGAUGGAGCAGGCGAGAGCACGAGAGAACGCUCCUACAAGAUUCAGAACAAAGCUGGGGCAGAGUACACCGAAUCGACAGAAGAAGAAAGUGACAGCGCGCGUGGACUACCGGAUAUUAUGCCUGCCGUUGCAGAGGCGCAGCAGGUAGAGAUAGGGAACAUCUGUGGCGCGAUAAACAGAGAAGCUGAGCUGGCAAAGAUGACCAAAAGGCGCAAGGCAAUCGCUAUAACGGCUAUUGUGAUAUCUGCAAUUGUUUGCUUUGAGAGUAUGUGCAUUAACAUUAUAGACUUUAUGGGGAAACUGGACUAG
Messenger RNA from Giardia duodenalis, 2124 nucleotides. RefSeq names its product Amino acid transporter family. NCBI's taxonomy places the organism in Eukaryota, Fornicata, Diplomonadida, Hexamitidae. The transcript has a single exon. The coding region runs from base 1 to 2124 and encodes 707 amino acids. Gene Ontology annotation, molecular function: amino acid transmembrane transporter activity. Gene Ontology annotation, biological process: amino acid transmembrane transport. The record is from RefSeq and is a predicted model, not a curated record.